AUGCCAUUCAGUGAUGAAAAAGCCUUUGGAAAUGAGGACCACCUAAGUGAUUCGGACACAUCUCGCCUGUCUGAGAGCAUGGCCUGUUCUUCUAGUGACAGCGAGUCUCCGCGGGAUAGUUUUACCAGUGACUCUUCAAGCAAGCACGCUUCCCCUGUGUCAAGUCCACCAAAGACAGCGACACUUGAUGAAAUUAUGUCAACCACAAGAAAUCUGUCAAACUUAAUCCUGGCCCAUGAAAUUGUUGCAAAUGAGAACUUCCACAUGGAGAACACUGAUCCACCUAAAAACAGUUUAGAAAGGAAGGUAAAGGAGAUUGUUCACAAAGCAUUCUGGGACUGUUUGGAGUCAGAACUUAAAGAAGAUCCUCCCCAGUAUGAACAUGCAAUCACGCUUUUUGAUGAGAUAAAAGAGAUCUUGCUUUCCUUUCUAUCACCGGGUACAAACAGACUACGGACCCAGAUCUGUGAAGUUUUAGAUGUGGACCUAAUAAGGCAGCAAGCGGAACACAAUGCGGUUGAUAUCCCCAAACUUGGAAGUUAUAUCAUUAACAUAAUGGGAAAGUUAUGUGCUCCAGUCAGAGAUGAAGAUGUAAAAAAGCUGAAACCCACUGGUGACAUUGUACAAAUGUUGCGGGAUGUCUUCCAUGUUCUGGACCUCAUGAAAAUGGACAUGGUUAAUUACACUAUCCAGAAUGUUAGACCACAGCUUCAGCGACAGUUAGCAGAUUAUGAAAGAGAAAAAUUCCAAGAGAUCCUUGAGAAAUCUCCUGAUGCACUCAGUCAAACCACCAAAUGGAUUCAGCAAUCUCUUAAAUAUGUAGCAGAAGCAAAGUCUGAAGAAAAUGCAACCAGUGUAAAUGGUGUAUCUGUGGACAACCUGAGUCCAACCCUGGUGCUAAAUAGUGGUUUUGCUAAACUUCUGGAUUUGGACUAUGACAGUGCUGUACCAGAGACAUUGAUUACAGAUGACUUGCGCAUUCUUGAUUUAAAAUACAAGCUGCAUCAAGUUAAACUUGUAGCUUGCGUGUGUCUUAUUACUCAGAAUGUCAUGGGUUCUUCUAACACUACUGCAUUCAUAGAACAAGUGAAAGAUAUUUCAGCUGUUUUGCUCCAAGGCAUUAGCAGCAGAAAUUUUAACUUGAAAGAGGCUCUCCCUGCACUGAGUACUAAAAUAUGCUUUGAGAUGAACAAGUCACUGACAGAGAGAGAUCUACCUCCAUUAAGCAGUGACGUUCAGUCUGUCCUAAUGGGGCAAAUUUGUAGCCUUCCUGAGAAAGCUCAUCCCAUUUACAACUUGAUUGAUAAACGGACCCAGGAGUAUGUGACAACAUUCCUCUGUCUUCCCUAUCCAUACAAGCGUGUUCCUAUAAUCCCUGGGGGGCUCACAAUAGUUCGCAAGGAAAUGGAGUUUAUUGGAUUUCACUAUGCCAACAUUGUGAAUUUUAACAAACAAGUGUAUGGACCAUUCUAUGCCGGAAUCUUCCGGAAGCUGCUCUUCAGUGAAGUGGAAGGAGGGAAGGCAGAGGCUCAGGCAUAG
Staurois parvus is the source of this 1539-nucleotide messenger RNA. NCBI's taxonomy places the organism in Eukaryota, Metazoa, Chordata, Amphibia, Anura, Ranidae. The record is from the annotation of a GenBank genome assembly.